GCUAGUAGUACUGCUCUCCAUCUUUUCUUGCCUUCAUCGAUCUUUCCCUGGGCAAGAAGACCUCUCAUCACCUAGCUGGAUCAAUCAUGGCCUUCUUCUUCUCUGUUCCUUAUUAAUUGCAAGAUUAACUGCAGUACACAGAAGUUCUUGGUGACUGAAGAACAGACUAAGAAGCCAUGGAGAACUCACCAUCACAAGUCUUCUUGGAAACAACCUUCUGCUGUGCUCAAACACCAAAGGCUGGCCACUCGUCUUCUCGCCUACAACACCGUCACUCACGAAGUGUUACAUGCACACAUGGAAAUUCAUUGGAGAUAUCACCGCGAUUUUCUUAUCACAAACCUACAACCAAUCAGGAAAAGAUGCCUCGUAGAAGAUACUCGCUUAACUUACCAGAGCAUUUGCCUGACCAUCACAUGAUUGCUUCAGCAGAACAAAAUGAAAAGGCUAUUUCAAAGCCUGUCGCAGACUUGGUUUGGGAGAUAGCAGCCCUUGAGGAGGAAGUUGUUCGGAGGGAAUUGCAUUUGCUUUCCCUGUACAGAGCAACAUUUGAUCAAUACCUGGGUAUCUCCCCUCGUGUUUCUGGUCAGGUGGAUCAAGAAACACGCCGUCAAGGCACUAGAAAGAAAGCUGAUGAGGGUGCUCUCCGAUUGAGAGAUAUCAAGGAGUCGGCAUCCUACAACUUGCCAACAAUUUCAAAUUCAAAACGUUAUUCACAGGGGUUGUCAAGAUCAUCUUCAGGGCAUUCUAGUCUUGCAAAUUUCUUGAGUGCUUCCAUCGCUGAAUAUGUGCCAAGGAUUUCAUGUAAGCUUUCGGAGGACAUUCUAAGAUGCAUUUCUGCAGUUUACUUCAAACUUGCGGGCCGCCCAUCACAAGAUGCAGACUCUGAGACUUUGUCAACCCCUUCUUUCUCCUCUGCAUCAAGUACAUUUUCUCUAAAGCACCGUGUCGAUAGUUGGAGCCCCCGAUUUCAUUACAAUGUCGAAACAAGCUCUGACAAAUAUGGUUCAUUGAAUGAGAACAAUGAACAAUACAGUGGGAUGAUAAUUUGUCCAACGAUACAUAUAGAUGCAGACAAGUUUGACUAUGCUUCUAAAAUGCUAGAAACUAUCAGAGCACUGAUAAAACGACUAGAGAAAAUCAAUCCUACAAAGAUGGCACAUGAGGAGCAGCUCUGUUUCUGGAUCAACAUCCACAAUGCUUUAGUGAUGCACGCUUUUAUGGCUUAUGGACUUCAGGACAGACGCAUGAAAAGCUCAGACAUGAUUCUGAAGGCUGCAUAUGACGUGGGUGGGCAUUCAGUGAACUCCCAAAUUAUUCAAAACUCGAUUCUUGGAUGUCAAUCACAUCGUCCUUCACCGUGGGUUCGAACGCUAUUUACGCCCACAAAAAAAUCAGCAUCAGGGAGCUUCACACAUAUAUAUGCUCUUCGUCAGCCAGAGCCGCUUGCUCACUUUGCUCUUUCCACUGGAGCAUUUUCAGAUCCACCUUCUCUGCAGGUAAGGUUGUACACAACCAAGAAAAUAUUUCAUCAAUUGGAUCAAGCCAGGACUGAGUUCACUCGAGCCAAUGUUAUGGUCAGGAAACAGAUCAUCUUUCUUCCCAAAGUUCUCCACUACUAUGCAAAGGAUGCUAGUCUGGAGUUGCCUGAUCUUGUUGAGAUGGUGUGCAAUAGUAUGUCUGAAGCCCAACAAAAGGAAAUCAGGCAAUGUCUUAGGAGGAGGAUAGACAAGUGUGUUGAGUGGUUGCCCUACAAAUCUUCUUUCAGAUACACUGUACACAAGAAUUUGGCUGAGUAGGCACUGCUUUCCUUUUUUCCUUUUCAAAAUUGUGUUUGUAAGUAAAGAACUGGAAAUAUUUGAUUGGUGUGCAUGUAUACUUGUAAAUAGAUGAUUGGCACAGUUUCCAAGGUGCAUGAUUGUGACUCAGUUGUGUA
Messenger RNA from Brachypodium distachyon (stiff brome), 1936 nucleotides. RefSeq lists its product as uncharacterized. NCBI's taxonomy places the organism in Eukaryota, Viridiplantae, Streptophyta, Magnoliopsida, Poales, Poaceae. The transcript is spliced from 12 exons. The record is from RefSeq and is a predicted model, not a curated record. The coding region runs from base 177 to 1799 and encodes 540 amino acids.